Salvelinus fontinalis (brook trout) is the source of this 8208-nucleotide messenger RNA. Its product is annotated as cytochrome P450 26B1. The record is from RefSeq and is a predicted model, not a curated record. Gene Ontology annotation, molecular function: heme binding; oxidoreductase activity, acting on paired donors, with incorporation or reduction of molecular oxygen; monooxygenase activity. The coding region runs from base 1015 to 2568 and encodes 517 amino acids. The transcript is spliced from 7 exons. Gene Ontology annotation, biological process: sterol metabolic process. NCBI's taxonomy places the organism in Eukaryota, Metazoa, Chordata, Actinopteri, Salmoniformes, Salmonidae.
UAUAAACACACACUGAAGGCGGCUGUAUGCGCUACUCACACACCGAGAAAAGUGUAUGUGAAAGAGAGAGAGAGAGACGACAGAUAGUGUGUGUGUGAGUGAGAGAAGGAACGCAACUAGUGGAAUAGAGCGCAAAAGAGAGACGACUCACGGUAGCCCCAAGUAGCAUCAGAAGACUCCUUGAGCUCACUACCCAUCGGGCUCUGCUACAAGAACUAACGGCAAUAACGGAUAAUUCUUGUUUUUUAAUUAUCUUUUUUUCUCUUCAUCUGCCUCGUGAGCAACACUUUAGUUUUGAGAGAUUUAAAUACGUUUUUUUUCCGGAAUAGAGAGUUUUUUUUUAAUACUUUCCAUUUCUUGAAACGUUUAAACAAAAAUCCCCAGUUUAUUUUCAGAAUACUUUCCGAGACUCGCUCACUGUUUCCACGUGCGCUCUGAGAGCGGGACAAAUAUUUGUCAAACUGAAUUUUUUUUUUUAUCCAUAUUUUUUUUUUUUUUACAUUUUCUUAUGUAUUAAGGCAAAAUUUCAAAAAUCAUUACCAACAUGAGAUUUCAAAACGUUAAUUCCUGUUUCCACUCUCGUUGAAUUAUCUAAUUUAUUCAAGUCAUUGAAGGUGACGUUUUGAGGACUUCUAUAGGACUUUUUAAAUGCCUUUUUUCUUCUUCCACCCACUGAUUGAUAGCCAACAUUUGGACCUGUGAGAGAAGGGGAAGUAGAUCAGCGACCCACAGGACUACUCUCUCCACUCAAAUUCAAGUCGAUCUAUUUCAACAACAUUUGCUCUAUCGCUCUACAUUUUUAUUUUUUAAAAUACUUACAUUUCCAUAAUCAAUCAAUUAUAAUCAAUCAAGUCCCUUUAUCGAUAACCAUCGAUAUAUUGAUUGAUCAUCAUCAGAGUAUUUCCAAUUACAUCCCUAUAACCCAACCCCCCCCCAAACCACAUCGUGGUGAGAUCAGUGAUUUUUUCCCACCACUCCCAAUCACCAUCAUUCAGACAUCGACCCUUCCUCGCCAUGCUAUUCGAUAACUUUGACCUGGUUUCAGCCUUGGCCACCCUAGCGGCCUGCGUGGUGUCCAUGGUCCUCCUCCUAGUGGUAUCCCAGCAACUCUGGCAGCUUCGCUGGACGUCAACCAGGGAUAAGAACUGCAAGCUACCGAUGCCGAAAGGUUCCAUGGGAUUCCCCAUCAUAGGAGAAACCUGCCACUGGCUCUUCCAGGGUUCGGCGUUCCACGCAUCACGGAGGCAGAAGUACGGCCACGUCUUUAAGACCCACUUGUUGGGACGCCCCCUGAUCCGGGUCACCGGUGCGGAGAAUGUCCGGAAGGUUCUAAUGGGAGAGCAUACGUUGGUCAGCGUGGACUGGCCUCAGAGCACCUCAACCCUACUAGGACCCAACUCACUGGCUAACUCUAUAGGAGAUAUACAUCGCAAGAGAAGAAAGGUCUUUUCCAAGGUUUUCAGUCAUGAGGCGCUACAGUCCUACCUCCCUAAGAUCCAGCAGGUGAUCCAGGAGUCACUGAGGCUGUGGAGCUCCAACCCAGAACCCAUCAACGUCUACAGGGAGUCCCAGAGGCUGUCGUUCCACAUGGCAGUGAGGGUGCUGCUGGGGUUUAGAGUAGCAGACGAGGAGAUGAGACAUCUGUUCACCACCUUCCAGGAGUUUAUAGACAACAUCUUCACUCUGCCGUUAGACCUGCCGUUCAGCGGAUACAGGAAGGGUAUCUGUGCCAGGGACACACUCCAGAAGGGGAUAGAAAAGGCCAUCAGGGAGAAACCCCUCUGUUCCCAGGGGAAGGAUUAUAGCGACGCACUAGAUAUCCUCCUGGAGAGCGCAAAAGAGAACGGCACGGAACUCACCAUGCAGGAACUCAAGGAGGCGACGAUUGAGCUGAUCUUUGCUGCGUUCGCCACCACGGCCAGCGCCUCCACGUCUCUCAUCAUGCAGCUCCUACGUCACCCUGCCGUGUUGGAGAAGUUACGAGAGGAGCUCCGGACCCGGGGGAUCCUCCACAACGGCUGUCUGUGCGAAGGGGAGCUGGGCCUGGAUACCAUCGUUAGUCUGAAGUAUCUGGACUGUGUGAUCAAGGAGGUGCUGAGGCUCUUCACGCCCGUGUCUGGGGGUUAUAGGACGGCCCUGCAGACCUUUGAGUUAGAUGGCGUACAGAUCCCAAAGGGUUGGAGUGUGAUGUACAGCAUCAGAGAUACUCACGACACCUCCGCCGUCUUCAAGGACGUGGACGCCUUCGACCCCGACCGCUUCUCCCAGGAACGCUGUGAGGACAAGGAGGGACGCUUCCACUACCUCCCGUUCGGCGGCGGCGUCCGCUCCUGUCUCGGGAAACAGCUCGCCACUCUCUUCCUCCGUAUACUGGCCAUCGAGCUGGCCAGCACCAGCCGCUUUGAGCUGGCGACCCGGAAUUUUCCCAGAGUGGUGACGGUGCCGGUGGUUCAUCCGGUGGACGGAUUGAAGGUGAAGUUCUACGGUCUGGAUUCUAACCAGAAUGAGAUUCCGUCCGAUCUCCUAGCCGACAUCAAGACGGAAGAGCUACUGGGAGCCGCGGUGUAGAUCGUUGAUCUGGAUUGGACAAAGCAAGGAGGAAGGAGGAAGGAGAGUGAAGAGGAGGAUGGAUGGAGGAUAGGACAGAAAGAACAAAUGAGGAUGGGGAGACUGGGAGUGGUUUACUUUCCUUUUUUUCAUUCUGCUGAUCUAUUGGAAUGUAGGUCUCUUUUGAACUCUAAAAAGGAACAUUCAGAAUUCCGAUUCCUUCUCUUUGUCGUUUUGUUGUCAGUUGUCAGAACUUUCUGGGAGAGAAAGAAGAAGAACAGAAACUGCCAAAAAAAAGUUUAUAAUCUCUAUUCCUUUUGUUUUCCAGUAAAUAUACAAAAACUGUGUAUGAAUAAAUUGAAAUGUGAUGUAAUAUAAUGAAUGAAUUAAAAAUAGAGAAAGUAACAUUAGGUGAAGUUAUGCACAAUUAGGAAAGAGAUUCGUAGGGGAGUGUAUUUGGAUGGAGGGAUGAAAGAAAGAAAGGAGAGAGGGAGGGAGGGAGGGAGAGAGGAGGGGAAAGAAAUGAUAAAAUAGGGUAUAAUGGUUUAUGAACAUUUGGGAAAGAAUAAAAGAGUGGGGAAUCUGCACAAGGAAGAGAGAUGAUCUCAAUGUGAAAAAACAAGCCAGAGACAGAUAGAGAGAUAGAGGGAUAGGAGAGAGGGAUAGAGAGAUAGGAGGAGAGAGAGAGAGAGAGAUAGAGGGAUAGGAGAGAGGGAUGGAGAGAUAGGAGGAGAGAGAGAUAGAGAGAUAGAGAGAUAGAGAGACGGAGAGAGAGAUAGAUAGAUAGAUAGAUAGAUAGAGAGAUAGAGAGAUAGAGAGAUAGAGAGAUAGAGAGAUAGGAGAGAGAUAGAGAGAUAGGAGAGCGAUAGAUAGGAGAGAGAUAGAGAGAUAGUAGAGAGAUAGAGAGAUAGGAGAGAGAUAGAGGGAUAGAAGGAGAGAGAGAUAGAGAGGUAGGAGGGAUAGAGAUAGAGAGAUAGGAGAGAGAUAGAGAGAUAGGAGAGAGAGAGAGAGAGAGGUAGGAGAGAGAGAGAGAGAGAGAGAGACAGAGACAGAGAGAGAGAGAGAUAGAGAGAUAGGAGAGAGAGAGAGAGAGGUAGGAGAGAGAGAGAGAGCGAGAGAGAGAGAGAGAGAGAGAGAGAGAGAGAGAGAGAGAGAGAGAGAGAGAGAGAGAGAGAGAGAGAGAGAGAGAGAGAGAGAGAGAUGGGUAUAUUUUGUUUAAAGGCCUAGGGGUGAUAUAUGUAUUGCAUGGUGCUUUAGCUCCAGUCCUGGCAAGCUGUAUCAUUUUCCUCCAGUCCUGCACUAACCUACCUGUCUUAAACAAUCAACCUAUCACCUAUCACAAUCAGGUAAAUAAGCCUGGGCUGGGUGUUAGCGCUGGGAUGGGUACAAAACCCAGAAAAUGGACUUUGACUCUCUAGAAGCGGAGUUGAAACAGAGACCCUUGCUAGAGGACUUCAGGGACGAUGCGAAGGAGAUACUCAAAAGCUGGAACGAUAUUUCAGUGUGUUAAUAACUCAGGUGUGGAAGAGGAUCUUUCAUUGGACGGAUUUUUUAAGGACUUUAUUUUUUACUCAACCUGCACAUAAGAAAGUGCCUAUGUUGUUAUUACCCACGUUCCUUCCUGUUCCCCCUUCCAGCCCUCAAACCUGUGCUAUGAUGUCACAUGAAGACAUGUCAGUCAGCCUGACGACUGGACUACUUAUGGACAAAACAAAGCUAAGUCGGAGAGCGAGGAAGAGUGUCGUUGACCUCUGUGGAACGCCAUGGUGACAUUUUGACAUGCUGCUCCUCUUUAUCAACACUAAAAUGCAAAAAAAAAAAUAUAUAUAAACUUUAUUAGCUAAGUAGAUUAAAACAAAGUGCGUCGAUAUCAGAAUCAAUCUCGGAACUUAUUACUAACUCAAACACCAAGAAAUGUCCAUCGUGGAGACGGAGGGUAAACACUUCCGAAACAGAACUCCUUCCUUUAUGACUCAUCAAAAGAACACUUCAGGGAUUCACAAACAUUCCCGAAACGUUCCCGGAAAAGAACUUUCCGGAAUCCUUGGACAGUUGGGAGUUUUAAGUGGAGGGAGAUAGGACCCAGAGACUCUGUUGGGAAAAGCUCAUACAAAGUCCGUCUUCUACUGAUACAGUACCAGUACCAGUACCGAUACAGAUACAGUACCAGUCAAAAGUUUUGGACCCACCUACUCAUUUACAUGUUUGUUCUUUAUUUUUUGUUGUUGCUAUUUUCUACUUUGUAGAAUAAUAGUGAAGACAUCAAAACUAUGAAAUAACACAUUAUGGAAUCAUGUAGAAACCAAAAAAAAAAGAAAAAAAAAAGUUUUAAACAAAUCAAAAUAUAUUUUAUAUUUGAGAUUCUUCAAAGUAACCACCCUUUGCCUUGAUGACAGCUUUGCACACUCUUGGCAUUCCUGUCUAUAACAAUAAUAAUUAUGUAAUAUAAUAAUGUCUAUAUAGAUGUAUAUAUCCUGUGAUCAACCACACCACUGAUUGUCUAUACUUACUAUAAGUAAAGUGAGCUGCUUCCAUGUUUCUAACUGAGCGUUGUAGAACUGCUAAGAUAUAUAUAGAUUACAAGUGAGAUUCUUCCCCAAUUUAAAAUGUUUAAUUAUAAUUUUUUUGUGGUGGAUUUUGUGAAAAGCAAGAUAGGGACUCUGAUUCUUCUGUUUAACAGGUAAGCCAUGGGGUCUGUUUAAUACCCUGAUAUUAUAAUGGUUGGUAUUAUUGACUAUUAAUAUUUGUCAUUGUAGUAAAAUAUUAUUAUAAGUUUUAUUAUAUUUCCAGAAUAGAGUUUAAGUAUAAAUUACAAAAAGUCUGUUUGUUGGUAAAUAUUGUUAUAUUUAGUAUGAUAUGAAUUAUUUCCGUUAUAUAUUGUAAAACAUUGUUGAAUAUGUUAAUAUUGCUUAUUGUAUUAGUUAUUCUUAUUUUUUUAUUUUUUAUUAUUAUAAUAAUUAUUAUCGUUGCAUUAAUGAAUUAUAAUAAUUAAAGAAGAUAAGCACUUGCGAGGUAUGUUCCUUAUUGAAGUGUCACAUGACUACAUUGGUUCUUAUGUCUGGGUGUGUCCCAAAUGGAACCCUAUUCCCCCAAUGGGUCCUGGUCUAAAGUAGUGCACUAUGCAGGGAAUAGGGCUCUGGUCUAAAGUAGUGCACUAUAUAGGGAAUAGGGUUCCAUAGGGCUCUGGUCUAUAGUAGUGCACUAUAUAGGGAACAGGGUUCUAUAGGGUCCUGGUCUAAAGUAGUGCACUAUAUAGGGAAUAGGGAUCUAUAGGGUCCUGGUCUAAAGUAGUGCACUAUAUAGGGAAUAGGGCUCUGGUCUAAAGUAGUGCACUAUAUAGGGAAUAGGGCUCUGGUCUAAAGUAGUGCACUACAUAGGGAAUAGGUCUCUGGUCUAAAGUAGUGCACUACAUAGGGAAUAGGUCUCUGGUCUAAAGUAGUGCACUACAUAAGGAAUAGGGCUCUGGUCUAAAGUAGUGCACUAUAUAGGGAAUAGGGUUCUAUAGGGCUCUGUUCUAAAGUAGUGCACUAUAUAGGGAAUAGGGUUCUAUAGGGCUCUGGUCUAAAGUAGUACACUAUAUAGGGAAUAGGGCUCUAUAGGGCUCUGGUCGAAAGUAGUGCACUAUAUAGGGAAUAGGGCUCUAUAGGGCUCUGGUCUAUAGUAGUGCACUACAUAAGGAAUAGGGCUCUAGGUCUAUAGUAGUGCACUAUAUCGGGAAUAGGGCUCUAUAGGGCUCUGGUCUAUAGUAGUGCACUACAUAGGGAAUAGGGUUCCAUAGGGCCCUGGUCUAUAGUAGUGCACUAUAUAGGGAAUAGGUGUUCCAUAGGGCUCUGGUCUAUAGUAGUGCACUAUAUAGGGAAUAGGGUUCUAUAGGGCUCUGGUAUAAAGUAGUGCACUAUAUAGGGAAUAGGGUUCUAUAGGGCUCUGGUAUAAAGUAGUGCACUAUAUAGGGAAUAGGGUUCUAUUGGGCUCUGGUCUAUAGUAGUGCACUAUAUACAGGGAAUAGGGUUCUAUAGGGCUCUGGUAUAAAGUAGUGCACUAUGUAGGGAAUAGGGUUCCAUAGGGCUCUGGUCUAAAGUAGUGCACUAUAUAGGGAAUAGGGUUAUAUAGGGCUCAGGUCUAAAGUAGUGCACUAUAUAGGGAAUAGGGUUCUGGUCUUUAGUAGUGCACUAUAUAGGGAAUAGGGUUCCAUAGGGCUCUGGUCUAAAGUAGUGCACUAUAUAGGGCAUGAGGUUCUAUAGGUCUCUGGUCUAAAGUAGUGCACUAUAUAGGGCACUAUGGGGCCCUGGUCUAAAGUAGUGCACUAUAUAGGGAAUAGGGUUCUGGUCUAAAGUAGUGCACUAUAUAGGGAAUAGGGUUCUAUAGGGCUCUGGUCUAAAGUAGUGCACUAUAUAGGGAUUAGGGUUCUGGUCUAAAGUAGUGCACUACAUAGGGAAUAGUGGUCUGGUCGAAAGUAGUGCACUAUAUAGGGAAUAGGGUUCCAUAGGGCUCUGGUCUAUAGUAGUGCACUAUAUAGGGAAUAGGGCUCUGGUCUAAAGUAGUGCACUACAUAGGGAAUAGGGCUCUUGUCUAAAGUAGUGCACUACAUAGAGAAUAGGGCUCUGGUCUAAAGUAGUGCACUAUAUAGGGAAUAGGGUUCUAUAGGGCUCUGGUCUAUAGUAGUGCACUAUGUAGGGAAUAGGGUUCUAUAGGGCUCUGGUCUAAAGUAGUGCACUAUAUAGGGAAUAGGGUCCUUGUCUAAAGUAGUGCACUAUAUAGGGAAUAGGGCUCUGGUCUAAAGUAGUGCACUAUAUAUGGAAUAGGGUUCUAUAGGGUCCUGGUCUAAAGUAGUGCACUAUAUUGGGAACAGGGUUCCAUAGGGCUCUGGUCUAAAGUAGUGCACUAUAUAGGGAAUAGGGCCCUGGUCUAAAGUAGUGCACUAUAUCGGGAAUAGGGCCCUGGUCUAUAGUAGUGCACUAUAUAGGGAAUAGGGCUCUGGUCUAAAGUAGUACACUAUUUAGGGACUAGGUCUCUGAUCUAAAGUAGUGCACUAUAUCGGGAAUAGGGCCCUGGUCUAUAGUAGUGCACUAUAUAGGGAAUAGGGCUCUAUAGGGCUCUGGUCUAAAGUAGUGCACUAUAUAGGGAAUAGGGCUCUGGUCUAAAGUAGUGCACUAUAUAGGAAAUAGGGUCCUGGUCUAAAGUAGUGCACUAUAUAGGGAAUAGGGUCCUGGUCUAAAGUAGUGCACUAUAUAGGGAAUAGGGUCCUGGUCUUAAGUAGUGCACUAUAUAGGGAAUAGGGUUCUAUAGGACCUGGUCUAACGUAGUGCACUAUAUAGGGAAUAGGGUCCUGGUCUUAAGUAGUGCACUAUAUAGGGAAUAGGGUUCUAUAGGUCCUGGUCUUAAGUAGUGCACUAUAUAGGGAAUAGGGCUCUGGUCUAAAGUAGUGCACUACAUAGGGAAAAGGGCUCUGGUCUAAAGUAGUGCACUACAUAGGGAAUAGGGCUCCAUUUGGGGCGUAUCCUCUGCUCUGCUCUGUCUGUCUGUCUGUCUGUCUCUCUGUCCGUUCAUAAUAUGUUUAUUUUAUUUUUAUUUUUAAUUAGUUUAAAUAUGAAUGUUUUUUCAUCUUUUUGUCACCGUUAUUCUUAAAUGUACUCCUUUAAUAAAAUAUAAUGUGAAAAUUAA